AUGUCUUCUCGACCGUUGCGCAUCGCCGUCGAAGGCUGCGGCCAUGGCACCCUCCAUGCCAUCUACGCCUCAAUCGCCGAGUCCUGCAAAAGAAAAGGUUGGUCGCCAUCCUCCAUCGACCUGGUGAUCAUUGGCGGAGACUUCCAGGCCGUGCGCAACGCGUCGGACCUGCAUUGUGUCAGCAUGCCCGAGAAAUACCGGGAGAUGCACGAUUUCCACGAGUAUUACUCCGGCGCGCGGGUGGCACCCUACCUGACGAUCUUCGUGGGCGGAAACCACGAGGCGAGUAAUUACUUGCAGGAAUUGUACUUCGGAGGAUGGGUCGCGCCGAGGAUGUAUUACAUGGGUGCGGCAAACGUACUACGUUUGACGCGUCCGACUGCGGAGGGAGACGGUGCGGAGAAGACGACGGUGUUGAGGAUUGCGGGGAUGAGUGGGAUCUGGAAGGGCUUCGAUUAUCGGAAACCGCAUGUUGAGCGAAUGCCUUAUUCCGAGUCGGAUCUACGAAGUGUGUAUCAUGUGCGAGAGAUGGAUGUGAGGAAAUUGCUGCAGGUGAACACGCAGGUCGACGUGGGCAUCAGUCAUGACUGGCCACAGGGGGUGGAAUGGCUCGGCAAUGUCGAGCGAUUGUUUACCGAGAAGCCAUUCUUCAGGCAGGAUGCGCAGGACGGCAGACUCGGGAGCGUCGCGGCCAAGGAAGUUUUGGAGUUCCUGCGGCCGAGAUACUGGUUCAGUGCGCAUUUGCAUGUCAAAUAUGCGGCGCUGGUACACCAUGGCGAGCAAGACCGAGACACGCCAAACAAAGGCGCCUUUUCACAGAGAGGGAACUCAGCAUCACGAGUGGGACAGAUCCCUCGAAACGACGACGAAAUUGACCUCGAUAUCGAAGACGCACUAAGCAAUACCGCGCCAGAUGGCACUUCGGAGUCAAAUCGGCUCUCUGCACCACAAGUGCAACAGAUCUCUCGCAAUGACGAUGAAAUCGACUUGGACAUGGAAGACGAGGGUACGACGCCAUCCGUACAACCACAAGCGUCAGUAGCGAAAACGGACAACAUCAACACAUCAAGCAAUGCCGCGCCAGAUGUCAAUUCAAAGUCAAAAUCGCUCUCCGCACGUGACGCUCUUCCUGCAGCCUUCCGGCGGGUCCCAGUUUCGAGACCUGUCCCGCCAAUCACACAACCUCCCGCAAUCACGAACAAGACGACGCACUUCCUCAGCCUCGACAAAUGUCUCAGAGAUCGCGACUUUCUUCAGCUCCUCGAGAUCGAUCCCAAAUGUGCCUCAUCAGGCGACGAGCUCUCUCGCCCUCCUGUGAUCUUAUCUUACGAUCGCGAGUGGCUCGCCAUCACCCGCGCCUUCGCUCUGGCCGAACCUCCUGUUUUCGGCACCCCUAGUCCACCCUCGCGAGCGCUUCCCGUACCCGGCGCGAAACCGCGCGAAGAGUAUAGAAGGCUGAUCGGUGAAGCAAUCGACUGGGUUGACGCGAAUGUAACCAACUUGGAGAUUCCCGAAAACUUCACGGCCGUCGCUCCCGUGUACGAUGGCGGCGAUUUCCGCGCGCCCAAGGAGUACCCCAACCCUCAGACGGCGGCGUUUUGUCGAAUGCUGGAUUUCUCGAAUCCAUUGGAGAUGCCGGACGAGGAGGCAAUGGAGCGCAUGCGGGAGGGACCUCGCCUGGAUGGUAGCCAACAUCGAGCCCCAGGAGGGCCAGGAGGAAGGAGAGGAGGAGGAGGUGGCCGCGGACGCGGACGCGGACGUGGACGCCGCUGGUGA
Messenger RNA from Dissoconium aciculare CBS 342.82, 1776 nucleotides. RefSeq lists its product as uncharacterized. Lineage: Eukaryota; Fungi; Ascomycota; Dothideomycetes; Mycosphaerellales; Dissoconiaceae. Gene Ontology annotation, molecular function: RNA lariat debranching enzyme activity. Gene Ontology annotation, biological process: mRNA splicing, via spliceosome. The transcript has 3 exons. Bases 1 to 1776 code for a protein of 591 amino acids. The record is from RefSeq and is a predicted model, not a curated record. Gene Ontology annotation, cellular component: nucleus.